UUGAUUUAUUUCAUCUAAGAUUUUAAUAUUAGGAAAGACUUCAACUUUAAAAGAGCCUGACAAAAACAAAAAGUGGGCAAAACCAUUGGAUUCAGUGACCCUUUUGUUCCUUAUACUGUUUUUGUUUUUACAUGUGAAUAAUGGUAUAUCCCAUAAGGUGAUGUUUGCUGUUCUUGAUUAUUUUUUUUGGGGGGGUUUUCAAAAUUUCAUUUGUCACCAAACAAGAUUCUCUAAUUUUCAGUAUUUGGGGUUUCAUCAAAAGUGAAGUUGAGUUCUAUAUUUGUUGAAAGAUUUGUUCUUUUUUGUCUGAUUUUGAAUUCUUGAUAUGCUUUAUAGUUCUGUAAAUCCACUGAAAAGAUUGUCCUUUGAUUCACUGGAGAGCUCCAAGACUCAUAAUAUAGAAGGCUCUCUAAAUUUGCUUCAAUCUUUUUGUAGAUUCCACCAAGGAACUAAUGCCAUUAUAGAUUUUUAGCAAGAAAUGUGGGAAAAGUAAUAUAUUUUUAGGUAUCUUUAGUACCUUAAUUCCCCAAUUUGAACUUGAUAAUGAUGAAAAGUUUCAGCCUUUGUAGUUCUUGAAAGUGGAAAAAGUUGGUAUUUUCUAAAGUUAACUGAUAUACAAGAAACUAAAUCAUUUGAGAUUCAGGGGCUUGAAUUAUUUAUGAUCAUGGAGAAACAGGUUAGUUUCCAGGGCACAACAAUGGAAAAACAACAAAGUUUUCGAAACGGGGCGAUGGAGAAGCAGAAGAGCUUUAGUAGGAUAUUGGAAAAACAAAAAAGUUUUCGGAUAGCAAUGGAGAGGCAAACGAGCUUUGGUGGGGAGAGGAAAAGGGGUAAGGAUUCACCGGGGAAACGAGGGGAUUUGCCUCUCCACCUUGCAGCUAGAUCAGGGAAUUUAGGAAAAGUGAAAGAAAUUGUGCAGAAGCUUGAUGAAAAAGGCAUAAAAGAUUUGUUAUGUCAGCAAAAUCAAGAGGGUGAGACUGCUUUGUAUGUUGCUGCUGAGAAUGGUCAUAGUUUGGUUGUUGCAGAGUUCUUGAAACAUUUACACCUUGAAAUUGCUUCUAUUGUGGCAAAUAAUGGCUAUGAUACACUCCAUGUUGCAGCAAGGCAGGGUCAUCUUGAUGUACUUAUGGAGCUGCUGCGUUCCUUUCCGAACCUAGUUAUGACCACAGAUUCAUCCAAUUCUACAGCGUUACAUACAGCAGCUGCACAGGGGCAUAUUCAUGUAGUAAAUAUGCUUCUGGAGAUUGAUUUUAACCUUGCUAAGAUAGCUCGGAACAACGGAAAAACCGUGCUCCAUACCGCAGCAAGAAUGGGCCACUUGGAGAUAGUUAGAUCCCUUCUAAACAAAGAUCCUGAGAUUGGCUUUAGAACAGAUAAUAAAGGCCAGACUGCCCUACACAUGGCUGCAAAGGGACAGAAUAUUGACAUCGUGCUCGAAUUAAUCAAACCAAGUCCUGCUAUAUUGGCCUUGGAAGAUAACAAAGGAAAUAGAGCACUCCAUAUUGCAACAAGAAAGGGACGGAUACAGAUGGUCCAAUGUCUUAUAUCAAUUGAGGGAAUCGACCUUAACGCUGUUAAUAAGGCUGGAGAAACAGCUCUUGAUAUUGCAGAAAAGUUUGGAACUCCAGAGCUUGUUUCUAUUUUGAAAGAGGCCGGAGCUAGUCAUUCCAAAGAUCAUGGGAAGCCCCCUGGUGCUGCAAAACAACUCAAACAAAGUGUAAGUGACAUAAAACAUGAUGUUCACUCUCAGCUCCAACAGAGUCGACAAACUGGGUUCAAAGUAAGAAAAAUUGCAAUGAAGGUUAAGAAGCUACACAUUAGUGGUCUUAAUAAUGCCAUCAACAAUGCAACGGUCGUUGCUGUCCUUAUUGCUACUGUUGCUUUUGCUGCCAUCUUUACUGUUCCUGGCCAAUAUGUUGAAGAUAAAACAGACGGAUUUUCGAUUGGCGAAGCACACGUAGGGAGAAAAGCAGCUUUUAUAAUCUUCUUCUUGUUCGACAGUAUGGCCUUGUUUAUUUCAGUUGCUGUUGUUGUGGUCCAGACAUCUAUCGUUGUGAUUGAACAUAAAGCAAAGAAGCGACUCAUGUUUUGGAUAAACAAGCUCAUGUGGGCAGCUUGCCUUUUCAUCUCAAUCGCCUUUAUCUCUCUUAGUUAUGUGGUGGUUGGAUCUAAGGAAAUAUGGCUUGCUGUCUAUGCAACUGUUAUAGGUUGCAUAAUAAUGCUCACUACGAUUGGAUCCAUGUGCUAUUGUGUGGUUCAACAUAGGCUAGAAGAAUCGAGGUUGAGGAGCAUUCGAAGAACUGAGACUCAUUCACGUUCUUUCCCAUUGUCUGUGGCAUCAGAUCCAGAGCUUUGCAGUGAAAACUACAAGAGGAUGUAUGCAGUAUAGGUAGAAUAAUCAGGCAUCAAACAUGGAGCUCAGAAAUUGAAAUUUCAAGAAGAUAUAUGCAUUUCUCAACUAUUAAGUCCAAGAACUCUGCCAUGGCAUCAGAUUCAGAAGGGUGAAAGAAUGAAAGGAAUCUAUAUGGAUAAAAUAAUUAGUACAUAGAUUGCAACUUGUUGACAAGAAUGUGGGGAUGGCUGCUAUUUAUAUUUAUGCCUAUAUACCUGAUCAACUUCUUUGUUCAUCAAACAAAAGGGUGUCAUUUUAUAAUUUAUGAUAAGUCUUUUUUAUUCCAUCA
Molecule: messenger RNA, 2681 nt
Organism: Lycium barbarum (goji berry)
Lineage: Eukaryota; Viridiplantae; Streptophyta; Magnoliopsida; Solanales; Solanaceae
Product: ankyrin repeat-containing protein At5g02620-like
Exons: 3
Coding region: 659-2389 (576 amino acids)
Cellular component (GO): plasma membrane
Molecular function (GO): protein phosphatase regulator activity; protein phosphatase 1 binding
Source: RefSeq, a predicted model, not a curated record